Molecule: messenger RNA, 816 nt
Organism: Ustilago hordei
Lineage: Eukaryota; Fungi; Basidiomycota; Ustilaginomycetes; Ustilaginales; Ustilaginaceae
Exons: 1
Coding region: 1-816 (271 amino acids)
Source: RefSeq, a predicted model, not a curated record
AUGGCUCCUCUCGCAAAGACUUUGGCUGCGGCCGCUGCUGUGCUCGCUGCACCCGCUCUCGUCGUCGCUUCGUCCCUCCAACGUCUCGAGACAAGACAGUACCAGGACCCCAACUCGAUGCUCGUCAUCGACGAGCCUUCGUGCGACUUCUACCAAUGCACCAUCUACUGGGAACCAGGUACACAAGUCGCUGUCAACUGGAUCAACCCUCCCCAAGGCACUGUCAAGAUCGAUCUCAUGACCAACAACAACUCUGACGUAGCCUACACUGUCGGUACUGCUCCUGCUAUCUCCAACACUUGCGAUGCUGGUCAAGGUUACGGUCGGCCAGGUCCUAACGGCGCUCAGUGCGGUGGCUUUGUCUUUACCGUCCCAAGCUCUUGGAACGCCGGCAACUACAGUGCUCUCCGAGCCAUGAACGUGGAGAAUGAGAGCUUGCAGUCGUACACCGACAAGAUCUACAUCACGAAGAACAGCACCACUUCCAACAACGCUCAGCUUUCCAUUGUCAGCGGUUCGACCGUCGGUGGUUCCAGCUCGACUGCUGCUGCUGCUGCUCCUUCGUCGACUAGCACUUCUGCUGCUGCUGCUGCUGCUGCUACUACUACUACUACUACUACAGGAAGCUCGGGAGGUGCUGCUCCUCCAGGAAGCGCUUCGCAAUCGAUUGGUACUGCUAACAUGACUGGUUCUAGCGCUCGUCCUUCGUCGACUGGUCAGUCCGGUAGUAACGGCGCUGUUGGUGUUAUGGGAUCCAGUGCCACGGUUCUUACUGUCUUCGCUGCUGCGGCUGUCGGUCUUGCUGGCUUCUUCUGA